AUGGCCAAGCCGGGCGCCCGCGCCGGCCUCGCCCGGGCUUUAGAUGAAUUGGAGCGGGCGGAGCGUAAUUAUGAAGAGCCUGAGCUUGCCACCAAAGCAGCAGCUAAUGCCGCGGCCGCCGCCGUGCGGCUCAUGCGGAAGCGGCCAAAUGACAGCAAAGCGCAGCAGGCUGGUUUAGAGGCUCUAGUAUUGGCGACGAGCGUGCCGUCGCGCGUCGACGCGGCGUUAGAUGCCGGGGCUGCGGCCGUGGUGCAGCGGGCCGCGGCGCGCUUCUGUGAUAAUCAUGAGGUCGCCGAUAAGUGCCGCGAGGUCUCUCAGCGACUCCUGGCUUCGUCGAUACAGCUGCCCGAAGAUGAGCGGGACGACGCGUCGACCGUCGUCACGACGACGUCCAAGAGUCGGCAAAAUGAGAAGCUCCGUGAAGAUAUAAGAAGGGACUCGGCGCUCUUCCAGUCCUACGCCAUUUCGGAUGAGAACGCCACUAAAUUACUCCAGAUGUUCCCGCCCGAUUCGAAUCAAAGAUCGCCGGUGGGGAAGCGGCGGGAAUUUGCCGCGUCUUUUGUGAGGGAUCGGUCGCAGUCUCCUGAACGUAAGUCAGACGCUUUGUUCGAGUCGUCGCGGGACGACGCCGAUUCUUUAUCAACUCUAAAGCCGGAGAACUCCGUGGACUCGCGGCGGACCGCGUCGGCCGACUCGCCGUCCGUCGUGAGGCGGAGGCGACGAACUGACGACUCGCGGAGCCCGAAGACCGUGGACUCGCCUUCAGUAGUCAGGAGACGUAGAAGGCGGCGUUCACCUCACAGGGAUAUAGACAAGGCGGCCGUGUUGGAUAUACGAAGGGAGACCGCGAAGCUACGGGAGACCAGUGAAUUGAUCAUGGACGACGAGACCGUGACCUUGCCACCCACAGCGGUAGAAAGAGAAGUGGACGGUUUGACAAGGGACAUGGGCGCGCCCUACAUGGAUGUGGACGCGGAAUUGUUCCUGAGCGCCCACGGCCUGCCCCAGAAUACGCGAAGGAAGCGCACCGUGCGACUUUUAGAAAGAUUGUUCGCGCCGCCCGUCGGCACGAUCAACGUGGAAGAGGCCAGGUUCCUCUCGGCUUUAGAUCUAGGUCGACGCGAGCGCGAGAUGAUCUCGGCAGCUCGAGCGGAGGAGGGCGAUCGGUUGCGGGAAAGAGGAGUAGCAAGGGGCUGGUCUAGAGCUUUAGCUGGUGUGCUGGGCGACGGCGUCGGCGAUCCAGUGAUGGAUGAUGCGAACUCGCGCCUGUUGACGCGACGGGGGCCGGUGCGGCCGUCCCAGGCCAACCGGUUGCGCCACGCGUCUUCCGUAAUUAAGGAGCAGGAGGAUGUCGCAGCAAAGGCGCGUUCUUUACUUGAGGACGCCGCGUCAAGGAAAGAGCCGCCUGGAUUGAUGUCGAUGGGUAUGGCGCAGGUCCACGGCCCGAAGGAAGGCCCCCAGGCCGACGCGUUGAAGGUCGCCGACCCGACGCCGUUAUUGGCUUUGCUGCGAUCUCUAGAUCCAAGAAAUACGGGAGUGGUCGCGCGGUCGCAAUUUGAAAGAGCUAUUCGCGUCGCGGCCGGCAACGCGCUCACCGAGGAUGAAGUGCAGCACCUCGCGGACCACUACGCUACCAGUGUUGAUCGAUUAGACGUGGGGAAGGAGCCGGGCGGGUUUGCUGUACAACGUUCAACGACAGAGAAAUCAGCUGACCCGGUCCCCGAGCCGGUCGUCGACUACGAGUUAUUUGUGUCGUCCGCGAAACUGGGCGCGGCGUUCGGCGCGCCUCGAGCAGAUAUGCCUUACAAGGGCUUCUAUGAUAAGCAGCAGCCGAAGCCGGAGCACGACCGGUACAUCCCCGGGGCUCUGCGCUGCGGCGCCGACGGGAAUCGAGGUUCCAGAGUAGCGAAGGAGCGGCCGCCCACGACCUGGGACGAACAUGUGAGGAGGGUGCGCGAGGCCAAGGCCGGCGCCUUCGCUUAUCUCGUGAGGCGAGGUUUCGGCGCUUUGAGGACAGCGAGAGCCAAGAGUGCUUCUGGAAGGUGGCUGAAGCUCACGGGAGAACGAGCCGCGUGCGUCUGCUACUUUCGAGUGCUGGCGAAGGCGGCGGACAAGCACUGGACGAAGAAGCAGAAGGCCUACCAGUGGUGCAAGGCGCGCGUCGGACGAGCGAGAAGACAUCGAGAGAACCGGAACGACGCGCACCGCUACCUCAUGAUUAGGGCAAGGGCGGCCCGAGAGCAGAAGACGGCCCUCAUCCAAGGCAAGGCCGCCCCGGCCAAGGCCUGGGAGCUGCAUUUUAGACGCAAAGCGGCCUUUGAAUAUUUGACGUGGCGCGGCAAGAAGUGUCUGUCCUUGAACGCGGAUCUACUCGCGGCGCACACCUUCCUCAGUGAAAGGGGAGAGAACAUGCGCGCGACGUGGGUGAUCAUGCAGAUUGAAUUAAUACGCAUUCGCGAGGUGUCGGCGCAGUACCAUGCCGCGGAGAAGGCCCGGGCGAUCACGGCACUCGAAUUGCGUACGUUAGCCGUGCGCGUGCACCGGCAACAGAUAUUAAGGAGAAGAGACAUGAAGAUUUUGAUCACCAAGGCCGAGAAGGGUAGGAUAGCCAACAAGAAGCGCGACAAGAUGUUCAUAUCAUUGGAUAAGCUCGGUAGGGGCGCCAUCGAGAAGGUCUUUAGGACGGAGAACGCCGUGGAUAUGCUGAACGCGGUGGGCGCGUGUUGCUUGGCGCACUGUCGUCGUCAAGUAGCAGCUAGGGAGCAUUUGAUGAACAGAGUGGAGCGAUUGCAACGCGCUAGGGUACUGAUGGAGCUUGGACAUAAAUAUUUAUCAGCCUUGGGCGAGCGAGCGAUUCACACGUCAAUAGCCCAGACCGAAGCAAGGGAGUGGCUUAGUGGAGAGAUCGGCAAUAUCAAGAGGAGCGAAGUGAUUCAGAAACAAGCACUGGCUCGCCAAGAACUCAGUAGUGCGGUCCAGCAAGCGCGCGACGCCUGGCUCUCGCGCGUUUUGAAGGACAAGUAUCCCAAUGAACUGAAAGAGUUCGAGAAGGCCGCUAACAAUAGGGAGUCGGAGCGGAUGAAGGCCGCGGCCCAGCUCCCGACGCGCGACGACAAAUUGAAGGACGUGCUGCAGUGCGCGUUCUCGAUGUAUGAUAUUGAUAAUAGUGGAGAGAUCGACCGGCAGGAGUUCAUCGCGAUGAUGAAGAACGGGUUAUUGUUGGGCGUCGACGAGCCUCCUACUCGCGAUGAGUUGCGGGAUGCGUUCCGGCAGGUCGAUGUCGAUCGGUCCGGCGCGGUGUCGUUCCCGGAGUUUUAUGCAUGGUUCAACCACUCGCGGAACAUCAACUCGACGGGCGUGCCGGGCCUCGACAAAAUUGUACCCGUCCGCGACCGCGCGUUACGUGACAUGCUCGCGGCCUACCGGCGGGGCGAGCUCGAACUCACUCCCGAGGAUUUGAAGCCGCCGCAGCCCAAGGGCGCGCCCCGGCGCAAGAGGGUCAAGGACGCGCCAGUGGUGGUCCAGAAGGAGUCGCUCGCCUCGCGGUUGGCGGCCAAGAGCAGGACCAUGGACACGAACGAUUCCGUGAUUAAGCGGCGGCUGAAGGCUAAGAGGGAAAGGGACGCGCAGGAGCAGGUCGCGGUCGCGGCGUCUCAAAGGUCCUUUCGUUCGACCUCGACGGGCGGUCUUCUACUGUUGCCGAGCGUGUACGCCAUCGACGCGCCGUCUGCUCGAUGGCGUGGCGGUCGAUUCUCGUCUCGAGACCCGCGCGGCUCACUGGUGUUGUUUCCCCGCAGGCCGACCUGCUGGCCAAGGACUUCCGCGCGAACUGCGCGAAGAUCUUCGACCUGAUAGAUGAAGAUGGCUCAGGGACGCUCAGCCUUCCCGAAAUCAUGCUCGCGCUCAAGGGCAAGCCCGAUGUUUUGAGGUUCAUCAAGACUUGCCGGAACCCAGUCCUUUCCGAAUUUUUGGUGCCUCCACGCGUGCAAGCCGCGAUGAAGGAAUGUGAUACCAAUUCAGACGGCGAACUGGACCGAGACGAGUGGAAGGCUCUGAGUGAUAGAUCCUUGGAGGCUAUCUUGGAGCGGCACGCGCUCGCUCGCGGCAACGACGAUGAGUCUCGGUCUGUGCAUAAAUCAAAAUGCCACGGCGCCUUCGUGCUGAAUCUUCGCGUCGACCUUGACGCCAUCGACGCGAGCACCCGACUCACUGGUUGAUUUGCGCACAGGUUCAUAGACGAAUUUCUCGACAUGGCGGUCAUCGUCUACGACCUUAUUGAUGAAGACAUGAAUGGGACGCUGUCGAAGGAGGAGCUCGUCAAAGCCUGCGGCGAGGACGAGGACGUGAUCGAGUUUGUGGUAAAAUGCCCCCUGCCGGAGCUGCAAGACCUAUUGAAUCCGGAGCUCCUCGACAAGGCCCUGUCAGAGAUGGAUACCGACGACGACGGGAGCAUCAGUAAAGACGAGUGGACGGAAGCGGUCGGUAGCUCGCUCACGAAGCUGCUCGACGAGCGCCAGAAGGACCGCGACGCGGACAACGAGUUCGCCAUCGACUUCCAGACGAAAGCCAGAGAGGUCUUUGAGAUGAUCGACGCCGACGACUCGUGGACGCUCGACAAGGAGGAGCUCAUGGCGGGCAUCAACCAGAAGCGGGUGUCGCGCUUCCUCAUAUCUUGUGGCAACGAACAUUUGCAGUACCUCUGCGUGCCGGCUAGAUUGGGCCCGAUGCUCUGGGAGCUGGAUACGAGCAAGGACGGGAUCAUCUCGUUGGACGAGUGGGACUCGGCCAUCGCCAUAGCAUUGGACAAGAAGCUCGAACAGAGAGCCGCGGCCCGUAGUAGAGACAAGAAGGUCGCGGCCGACCAAAGACUUGCGGAGGCGUUUGAUAUGAAUGCGGAUUCGCUCGAGGCGGUGCGCGAUCGCAAACUCGCGGAAUUGGAAGGACGCAUCGACGAAGACGGGAAUAUUAUAUCUCAGGAGGAGAUGGAUAGAAGGGCGGAAGAGGCCGAGCUCGCGCGCCUCAAGGCGAUUCCGCGCAACGCCUGGGGCAUGCCGCUCUCGAACCGGUCGUCGCUGCUGUGCGCGAUCAUGUAACUACUGUAGUAUGUUAA
Molecule: messenger RNA, 5110 nt
Organism: Pelagomonas calceolata
Lineage: Eukaryota; Pelagophyceae; Pelagomonadales; Pelagomonadaceae
Source: the annotation of a GenBank genome assembly